AUGUUGCCGAUCCAGACGAAUACCAUCAAACCAUGGAAGAUGAUCAGACAUCAUCAUGGACAGCCGGUCGUGCGAGAUGGAGAACUCAAGGCAACGAGGUUCCAUGGCCUGGACCCGGCGUGCAUCUUUCUCCCUACCUCAGCAGACGAGGUGGCUGAUGCGGUGUCCGUGUUUACCACCGGCGAAGCGCAGCGUGUCCUCCUAGCCUUCAACAACAUGAACGACUACCAAGUCCACCACGACACCAUCGACGUCAGCCCCGGCAUGACCAAGAUCAACAACGUCACGACCUCCAAGCAAUAG
Aspergillus ibericus CBS 121593 is the source of this 303-nucleotide messenger RNA. RefSeq lists its product as uncharacterized. Lineage: Eukaryota; Fungi; Ascomycota; Eurotiomycetes; Eurotiales; Aspergillaceae. The record is from RefSeq and is a predicted model, not a curated record. Gene Ontology annotation, molecular function: flavin adenine dinucleotide binding. Bases 1 to 303 code for a protein of 100 amino acids. The transcript is spliced from 2 exons.